Molecule: messenger RNA, 402 nt
Organism: Pediculus humanus corporis (human body louse)
Lineage: Eukaryota; Metazoa; Arthropoda; Insecta; Psocodea; Pediculidae
Product: kek1, putative
Exons: 2
Coding region: 1-402 (133 amino acids)
Molecular function (GO): protein binding
Source: RefSeq, a predicted model, not a curated record
AUGCGAUUAAUUGUGAGCGGAAAUCCCAUCAGGGCUCUACAAACGGCAUCAUUUCGACCUUUAUCCUUUUUAACAUCGCUUGAAUUAAGCAAUUGUCAAAUCGAAUCCAUCGAAGAUGGUACUUUUUUAGGUUUGGACAAUCUCGAAUGGUUGAAACUCGAUGGUAAUCGUUUGAAUUUCAUACGAGGUGAAAACAUACUUCCGGAUGCCGUUCACGGAGUCGCUUUGGAUAGAAAUCCUUGGCAGUGCGAUUGCCGUCUCCUCGAAGUACACAACUGGUUAUUAAAUUACAAAAUAAUACAUUCGACCGAGCCUAAAUGCGCUGCGAAAAUGGACGCGGGAUGGAUUCGAUAUCAGAAAAUCCUGGAGAAAUUUUUCGUCGUCUGCUACGAAACACGUUAA